AUGACGACUCCGAACCCCGAGCUGAGACGGCAAGUCAUUGCCAUUUACAAAGAACUGUUAUACCUCGGUAGAGAAUACCCUCUUGGAUAUGGCUUCUUCCGCCCGCGCCUGCAUAAGGCUUUCAUGUCCAAGGCGGCAGAGCGGGACGACGACAAUAUUCGCAAAGGCAUCGCCCAGGCUGAGUACGUCAAGAAAGAGAUUGAGAUGUUACUGGAUCAAGUCUUCACCAAGUGUCUCAAUUCCUAA
Ilyonectria robusta is the source of this 246-nucleotide messenger RNA. RefSeq lists its product as uncharacterized. The record is from RefSeq and is a predicted model, not a curated record. The coding region runs from base 1 to 246 and encodes 81 amino acids. Gene Ontology annotation, biological process: respiratory electron transport chain. Lineage: Eukaryota; Fungi; Ascomycota; Sordariomycetes; Hypocreales; Nectriaceae. Gene Ontology annotation, cellular component: mitochondrion. The transcript has 4 exons.